CGGAAGUGUAAGUGAUAACACACACAACCGCUGGCGGAAUGGUGAUAGUUGUGACUGCUAAAGCAGGUUUCACCUUUAGAAUAAUGAUUUUGUCAUUGUUUUUCAUGUGUUUUCCGUGUCUACCGUUUUAUUCUUCAGCCAAGAUAAAUGACAGACCCAUUAUUGGUGUCCUGGCUCAAGAAGUUUAUUCUCAAAAACCAAAUCAAACUGCUUACAUUGCUGCCUCUUAUGUUAAGUUCCUGGAGUCCGCAGGAGCAAGGGUUGUACCUGUCAUGAUUAACCAGCCAAUGGAGGAGUAUAAGAAGCUGUUUAACUCCAUUAAUGGGAUCCUUUACCCAGGCGGAGGUGUCAGCAUUAUUUCAUCCGGUUAUGAAAGAGCUGCAAAAAUCUUUUAUGAACUUGCUAUUGAGGCAAACAGCCAAGGCGACUACUUUCCCGUGUGGGGCACCUGUCUUGGAUUUGAGCAACUGAUGUAUUUGACAAGUGAAAAAACAAUACUGUCGCAAACAAAUACAAGCGGUGUGGCAUUGCCUCUGAACUUCACUAAUGAAAUCAAAGACAGUAGGAUGUUUAAAGACUUCCCAGCUGAACUCAUUGAAGAUCUGGCCACUGAGGCUCUGACAGAAAACUCUCACAAGUGGAGUUUGGCAGUGUUGACUCAUAACUCAACUGAGGAGCUGAAAAUGUUUUACAAAGUUCUCUCCACAAAUACAGAUGGAAAAGUGGAGUUUGUAUCAACUGUAGAAGCAUAUGAUUACCCAAUUUAUGGGACACAGUGGCAUCCAGAGAAAAAUGCAUUUGAAUGGACAAGGCCUUAUAUUCCACACUCUCCAUCAGCAAUCAAGACUACCUUCUACCUGGCACAAUUCUUUGUCAGUGAAGCCAGGAAGAACUUUCACAAAUUUGAAUCUGAGGACGAAGAGAGCAACGCGUUGAUAUACAACUACAAUCCUGUUUUCACUGGGCCCAAAAGUGGCUUCGAGCAAAUCUAUUUUUUCUGAUUUUUUACUCUCGAUAUAUAACAUUGCAAUAUAUUUAUGCUAAUGGAGGGUAGGAUCAUGCUUUGUGGAUGCUGUAGCUGGUUUUACAGAUGAGUAAUUAAAUGACAGAUAUUACAAAAAGGGGCCUUUUAUAUAAUCUUUUAAUAACUUUAUGACGUUUACUUUCAAUUUUUUGGUAAGAUGUACUAUUAUCUCCAAAUUAUGUUGUAAUUUACUCCUUUUACGCUACAGCACCAGUCUGACAGAAAGACAGCUACCUACCUAAUAGCAAUAAUUAAACUGAGCUGAAAAGAGAGUAAAUGCUGGACUCACAUUUGACGGAUCACUGGAAACAUGCCUUCAAAUGAAUGUUGAUUUUGCUGUCUGUCUGCUACACCUGUAAAUAGGAAAUUGUUGGAAACAUUUGAAUAACUUUAUACAUUGAUACUGUAUAUGUAAAUGUUGUGUUCUUCGUUCGUUCAAAAAAAUCACCACCGCUUUAAAAUUCACAAUAAAACGGACGAGCCAAAAACA
Molecule: messenger RNA, 1514 nt
Organism: Trematomus bernacchii (emerald rockcod)
Lineage: Eukaryota; Metazoa; Chordata; Actinopteri; Perciformes; Nototheniidae
Product: gamma-glutamyl hydrolase-like
Exons: 9
Coding region: 39-1001 (320 amino acids)
Biological process (GO): tetrahydrofolylpolyglutamate metabolic process
Cellular component (GO): vacuole
Molecular function (GO): gamma-glutamyl-peptidase activity
Source: RefSeq, a predicted model, not a curated record